CAUGGUAAUGGUGUUCGCUCCCCUAGUCGUCGUCUCCCCGUCCCGCUCCCCGCAACAUGCAAAGCGUUGACGUCCCCCUCGCAGCAACCUCCCCAUCUCCGUCCGCUGGAUCCGACCUCCCUCCCCCCCUUCCUUCCACCCCAAACAAAAACCCCACCGAACGAUCAAGAAUCGCUCUCCCAUCUCCACCUCCACCAUUCCACCAACGACUCGUCACCUUCACCUCUCCUAGCUAGCAGCUAGCUAGCCAACCUCCGUUCGCUUCGGUCCAGCGACGAGCGCGGCGUUGGGAUGAACGCCGGUGCCCCGCCGGCGCCCGGCCGGUUCACCCCGGGCGACGGCAACUCCGUGGGCAUGUUCAGCUCCGACCGCAUCGGCGGCUUCGGCUACGGCGUCGGCGUCUCCGUCGGUAUCCUCCUGCUCAUCACCACCAUCACGCUCGCCUCCUACUUCUGCACCCGCGUGCCGCCGCCCGGCCCGGAGGCCGCCGCCGACGCGGCGGACGGGACGGCGCGGCGGAGGCGGAGGCGGCGCCGCCUCGAGGGCGGCGGCGACAGCGAUGGCGGCGGGGGAGCCGGCGACGACGUCGACGUGGAGCUCGGCAUCGACGAGGCCACGCUCAAGGGGUACCCGGAGGUGGUGUACGGCGAGGCGCGGAAGAGCAAGAACAGGAAGCUGGGCACCACGUGCACCUGCUGCUCCGUAUGCCUCGACAACUACGGCGACGGCGACGUGCUCCGCAUGCUGCCGGACUGCGGCCACCUGUUCCACCGGGAGUGCGUCGACCCCUGGCUCCGGAAGCACCCGACCUGCCCCGUCUGCCGGACCUCGCCGCUGCCCAGCCCCUUGCCCACGCCGCUCGCCGAGGUCACGCCGCUGGCCAUGACGAGGCUCUCCUCCUGACACCACACCGAGGUUCUUGGUCGGUUUUAAUUUUCUUUCUCUUUUUUUUUCUUAAUUUGGAAAACUGAUAUCGGAGGAAGAAAAAUUGAUCGGGUUAGGAAUUAGAACCUUCUUUUGUUGGUCUGGGUACAAAUUUGGUUUCAGCUUAGUUUCACGAAGUCAGCCUAGCAUUCUGUCCUGAUACAAAUGGUUGAGAAUUCCCCGAUCAAAAGUUCAGAACAUAUGGUCAACGAGGGAUCAUUACUUGAUACUAUUAGCAAGUUGGGUGUAGAAUUGUAAA
Molecule: messenger RNA, 1183 nt
Organism: Hordeum vulgare subsp. vulgare (domesticated barley)
Lineage: Eukaryota; Viridiplantae; Streptophyta; Magnoliopsida; Poales; Poaceae
Product: putative RING-H2 finger protein ATL71
Exons: 1
Coding region: 292-903 (203 amino acids)
Source: RefSeq, a predicted model, not a curated record